Messenger RNA from Plasmodium vinckei vinckei, 7101 nucleotides. Its product is annotated as conserved Plasmodium protein, unknown function. Gene Ontology annotation, molecular function: U2 snRNA binding; protein binding. The transcript is spliced from 10 exons. Gene Ontology annotation, cellular component: U2 snRNP; nucleus. The record is from RefSeq and is a predicted model, not a curated record. Lineage: Eukaryota; Apicomplexa; Aconoidasida; Haemosporida; Plasmodiidae. Bases 1 to 7101 code for a protein of 2366 amino acids. Gene Ontology annotation, biological process: mRNA splicing, via spliceosome.
AUGAGUGUUUAUCAUUUAUAUAAUAAUAUAAUACCUAGUAAGUCAAUACGAACAGCAGUAUGUACAAACAUUAAAGGAAAUCAAAAAAAAUAUUUAAUAUAUGCAUGUAAUAAUUAUAUAAAUGUAUGUACUGUAGAUAAAAAUGGAUAUACAGAUGAUUAUUCAAAUCAUUCCGUUUUUUGUGAAAUAUUAGAACUACGAGAAUAUGUUCCAGAAAAAUUGAUAGAUAAAGAAAGGGAAGAGAAUGAAAGAAAAUUAGCUAAACAAACAAAAAAAAUAAAAAAAAAAGAAAAAGAUAAAUUACGAGAAAAAGUAAAAUCCUACUUAUUUGUAUUAACAAAAAAAUAUAACUUAUUAUUAUUAGAAUUUAAUUUAAAAACGAAAGAUUUUAUUACAUUAAAUAGUAUUAAUUUAUCAGAAAUAAAUGGAAUGAAUAUUGAAGAAGAUAUAACAUUUUUAUUGGAUGAAAGACAUCGAACUAUAUUAUUUUAUGGAUAUAAAAAUAUUUUAAAAUAUAUAUGUUUAGAUUAUGAUGAUUAUUUAAAUUUAUCACAUCUAUAUACAUUGAGAUUAGAUGAAAGACUAAUUAUUGAUAUGGCUUUCCUAAAAAAUGAUGACCAUAGAAUAUAUAAUAAUACUAUGUUUAAAGAUAAUAAGUCUGCAUCUAAAAAAGGUGUAGAGAAUAAUCCGGUUCAUAUUUACGAUGAAGAAUGUGAAAAAAUAGAUUUGCAUGCACAAGAUGGAGUCAAUAGCAAUUUUAAUAAAAAAGGGAGUCUAAAUUUAGAAGGCCCAUUAAAAUCGGAGUAUAAUACAGAUUAUCAAAAUAAAAAUAAAAAAUAUAGCACUAACAAUAUUAAUGAUAGUAGUUCUAGAUGUAAAUCAGGUGAAUCAAAACAAUGGUCCUUUGUUAAAAAAGAAGAAACAGAAAAGGAAAGUGAUAACGAAAAUUAUAAUAAUGAUAUAAAAAAAAAGUUAGCAGAUUCUGAUGGUGAAAAUAAUGGAAAAAAUGAAAUUGAUAAAUAUAUAUCAGAAUCAAAAUGGAGAAACAAAAGAAAUAAUGUAGAUGCAACAAUUUGUAUAUUAUAUGAUUCUAAAAAUAAGGAUUCAUAUAUAUAUGAAAGAUAUAUAAGAUUAAUUCCAAUUAAUAAUCGAAAUGAAAAUCAACCAAAUUAUGAAAUAUCUAAUAAAUAUCGAACAAAUACAAACAAAUAUAAUAAUACAAUGUCUACCCAUUUUGUAGAUAAUGAUAAUAUAAAUAGUACAAGUAGUAAUGAUAAUUAUCAGAAAUAUAGUGAAAAAGAAAAUUUGAUUUUACCUAAUUAUUAUAAAGCUCUUAUGGUAGAUUCAAGUAUUAAUAAAAUAGUUUGUUUAAAAAAAAAUAGAAUACUUUUAAUAGGAUUUCAAUUUAUAAAUUUUAUAAAUUUUGAAAGUAAUCAAGAUAAAAACUUUUUUUUAAGUUCAGAAUUAAGAACAAUUAGAUGUGUUGAACAGUUAGGAAAAAAUAAAUUUAUACUUGCAGAUGAUUAUGGAGAUAUUUUUAUUUUGUCUUGUUUAUCAACAUUUGGUAAUAAUUCACAUAUGGUGAGAUGCUCCCAAAAUAAUGAUAAUAACUAUAGUAGUGACAUAAUGAAUUGCAUAAAUCCGAUUGAUAAUGGUCAUAAUAUUAAAGAAAAAACAAAUUUUAAUUUCAAACGUAGUAAAGAAAAACGGAAUAGUAUUGAUGUAUGUACAAAUUUAGGGAUUUUUGGAUAUUCAGAUGUAGAAUCCAUUAAUCUUCAAUUUAUUGGAACCUGUUCGAGAUCUAAUAUUAUAGUUUCUAUUUAUUCAGAUAUAAUAUUUUUAGGUUCUCAAGUAAGUGACAGUUAUUUAUUACGAAUGCAUAAUUAUCCUGUAAAUAGUAAUACAAAUUCUAGCUUUGUUGGGAAUGCAUCUAACAAUUUUUCACUAAAUCCUAGUGAUACAAUUUUUCAAACAAAUGAAAAAUAUUAUGGUAAUUUAUAUAUAGACAAUUUAAAUAAUGAUAAUAUAAAUACAAUUCAAAAUGAAUUUAAAAAUAAUUUGAAUGGAAAUAUAGAAGAAGAAAAGAAAUUUUAUAUAGAAAUUUUAUCAUUUAUACAAAAUAUGGGACCGAUUUUAGAUUUCUGUUUAAUUGAAAAUAAGAAUGAAGAAAGAGAAAUAGUGACAUGUAAUAGUUAUGGAAGAACUGGUUGUAUAUCUAUCAUACGUAAUGGAUUAAAAACAAAUAUAAUUUCAAAAUUAGAUUUUGAUAAAAUUACAAAUAUAUUUUCAGUAAAAUAUAUUAUAUAUUUAAAAAAAUGUGAUUCUAAUGUUGAUGAUAAAGAAAAUAAUGAGAAUAGACAAGGUAAAUCCGUAAAAUCAAAAGAACCAUUUCAAUUUAAAGUAUUUGCAACAUUAAAUAAUAAAAAACAUGUUGAAAUUAAAGAUAUAGAUUUAUCUUUUUUAAAUAAAUAUUUUUUUGAAAAUGAAAAUGAUAUAAAUGUUUUGAAAUAUUCCAAUUUUAUAUAUUUUCACAUUUUUAUUAUUUGUUUAUCAUAUGGUUUUCACACAAAAAUUAUUGGGGUAUGUAUCGAUAGAGAACGUGAAAAAAAUUCAAACACAUCAAAUAAAAAUGGGAAGGAUAGAAAUGGUUCUGUUUUUAAUGGAUUUUAUCCAGGUUCAGAAGAAGAAAAUUAUAAAAAAGAAAAUCAGAAUGAAGUAUUAUUAUGUGAAUAUGAAAAUACAGAUAUCGAAUUAAAUGUAAAUACAAUAUAUUUUAAUAUAAUGAGUAAUUAUCCAUAUAUUGUUCAAGUAACUAAUGAAUGUAUAAAUUUAUUUUGUUGUUUAUCAAUGAAGUUGGUUUAUAAAUUAAAGUUUAACUUUAUUUGUAAAUUUUUUUUAUAUAAAGAUUAUUUUUAUAUAUAUUCUGAAGAUAGUAUAAAAGUAUAUACAAUUUAUGAUAAGGUUCUUAUUUUUGUGUAUGAAUAUAAAUUUGAUAAAGCAAUUACUUCGGUUCAUAUAUAUAAGGGAUUUAUAUUGGCAUGUGUUUUUAAUAAUAAGGAGGUGGUUUUAUUUAAUAUUUAUAAUAAGCUUCUAACUGAAAUGAAGAACAAAGUAAUAAGCAAUAAACAAGAUGCCAACAUAGAUGAAUUAAAAGGUAGUGAGCAUGAUCAAAAAAAUGUAACUAUAUUUACACAAGUUUGUCAUUACAUCCCAGAACAAAGCUUCUUCAUAUUUAUCUCUGAUAUCAGAAUAGUUGAGUUUAAUGAUAAUUUGUAUUUAUUUAUUGGAUAUAGUAAUGGUGAUUUAGAAUAUUUUUUGCUACGAACCCAUUGUGAAGUUGGAAGUGUUAAAAAAAUAAAAACAGAGAAAGGAAAAAAAAUGCGGAAAAUUAGACAAUCAUAUGAUAUUUUUAAAGGUGAAGAAAAGGAUUUAAAUAAAAAAACUAAUGUACCUAAACAUUCUUUAAAUGCACAAAACAGAAAAAUAAAUUGUGAAGAAGUUAUUAUAGAUCCUGACUGUUCAGGUGAUAAUCAUAGUAAAGAUAAAUCUGAAGUACCAUCCCAAAAUGAUAACGAAAUAGAUUCACAAACUGGUAAUGUUUUAAAAAUGGAAAGAAAUCAUAAUGAAUGUGAAGAAAGUGAAAGUAGCUUGAGAGAUGAUAAUUCAAGCUCAAGUUCAAACAAAACAUUUGUUGAAAUAAAUAAAAAAUAUGAAGAAAGAAAAAAAAAAUAUUUAAAUAUUUUAAAAAUACAUAAGAAAUUUUUAAAAAAAAAAGAAGGAUCACUAAAAUGUAUAUAUCAAAAAAAUGAAGAUUUAAAUUGUGGUAUGAAUUAUAAAAUAAAUAAAAAUCAAAAUAAAAUAAUUAAUGAUAUUGAAAAAGAAAAGAAAUUAAAAAAGUCUAAAAUAAAAAUGUUAAAAUAUUUAUCAAAAAAUUAUAUAAAUAUAUUUAAUUAUUUUAAUUUUUCAAAAGAGCAAUUUAAAAAUAUAUAUGAUUUACAUAAUCUAUGUGCACAAGAUAUGGAUCAAAUAAAAAUAGAAUCAAAAUUAUUUUACAAUAUAAAUAUAAAUUCAAAAAAUUUUAUUAGCAUUGAUAAAUUCCUAAAGACUGAACAUACUUAUGCCAAUGUAGACAAUGCUAGCGAUACAAUGUGUAAUAGUUACAAUCGUUGUGAUAAAAAUAAGAAUACAUAUAUAGACCUGAUAAAUGAAAAAAUAAGUUAUAAUUCGAAAAAUCAAAGUGAAUCUUCAAAAUAUGAUGUAUCCUCAAGUGAUAUAAAAAAUGCUCAUGAUGAUAUAAUGAGUGAAGAAAGUUCAGGAUCUUUGAUAAAAAAAACAAAGAAAUAUAAUUUUUUUUCUAAUUUAUGGAAUACAGAAAGUAAAAAUACUAGUGAUAAAGAUAUAUCAUCACAUCAUAGAAAAAAAGCCAAUUUGAAUUGGAGUAGUAGUGAUAUUAUAAAUGAUAAUACUGGGAAGGGGACUGAAAAGGAAUCAAAUCAUAUUACUCUAAAUAAAAAACGGAUGAAUUAUUUUUUUAAUUUUUAUCAGGUUUAUGGAUUAGAAUCUGAUGAUUCUACUAUAAAUUUUUGCACUUUUAAAAGGAAAAAAUUAAAAAAAAAAGAAAAUUCUGAAAAAAAAAAAAAAAAAAAAAAAAAAUAUAAGAAUAGUCAAAAUUUUAAUAAAAUAAUUGAUAGUGAUACAUAUGAAGAAAACUAUUCAGACAUAGAAAGUGAACUUAUUUAUCAUUCAUCUUUUAGUUUUUCUUCUAAUGGAAGUGUAAAAAAUAAUACAAAAAAAAAACUUCCUCCUCAUAUUUUAAAAAAAUCAAGAAUGAGCCAUCAUAAUAAUAGUGACAGUUGUAGUGAGUUAGAUAGUGUGUCAUCAUUUUUAGGUGAUAGUAAAAAAAGUGAAAAAGAAAAUGAAAAUUUAAAAAAUGCAAUUGACAUUUUAAUGAAUUACAAUAAGAAUUAUAAUUCAGAUGAACAAGAAGAAAACAAAACAUAUCAAAAUAGUUUCAACAAUAAUGAUAAUACAAAUAAACGAAAAAGAGAAAUUUCAAUGCAAAAUUUAGAUAGUGAAAAAAAUAAUGUUUAUAAUUUUAGUGAUGAAAAAAUAAAAUCUGAAAUAUUUCCUAGAAAGACUAAUAAAAUUAGUUUAGGGAUAGAGACGAUGGAAAAAAUAUUAGUUGAAAGUAUAGAACGAAAUAAAAUAAAUCCAAAUGAAGAUAUAAAAAAUAAAGGAAAUAAAAGAUUAGCCACCAAAUUAAAGAAUACAAUUUUUUAUAAUAAACAUAAUAAAUGGGAGAAUAAAAAAGGUGACCAAAAUAUUUCACAAACACUUAGUUCAAGUGAAAACUCUUCAUCAUGUUUACAUGAUUUAAAUAAUAUAUUUUUUGAUCAAAAAGUAUAUUUAAAAAAAUAUAUUAUUAAGGGUGGUAAUAUAUUAUUAACAAAUAGACGUAAAAUAAAUGUGUGUAGAUCUGCAAUAAAAUUUAAACAAUUUAGUAAACUUUGUUCAGAAAAAAAUAAAAUUGAUAUAAAUAAUAAUAAUAAUACAUAUGUAAAAAAAUCAAAUUUUCUUUUUAUUUGUUCUGAUAAUCCUAUAAUAAUAUAUUCUGAUAUAAAAAAAAAAAUAUCUUUAUCAAAAGUUUCUAUAAAAAAUAUAUUUUUAGUAGAUAUAUUUAAUGACUUUGACUAUUUAAAUCCAUUUCAUAAUUUUAACAGUUUUAAAAAAAAAAAUCAAAAUAAUUUAUAUUUUAUAUUUUUUGAUGGAUUAUCUUUAUAUAUAUCACAUUUAAAUGAAAUUAAUGAAACAUAUAUACAAAAAAUCCCAUUUUAUAGAACCGUUGAAAAAAUUGCUUAUCAUAAAGAGAGUGGGUUAUUGAUAACUUCAUGUCCUCCUGAAGAAAAACAUAAAACUAAUAAAAAUUUAAAACAAAUUAUUUGUUUUUUUAACCCUCAUCAAAAUUCAUUUAAAUAUUCUUAUAUUAUUCCGUCAAAAUAUAAUGUAUCAAGUAUAUGUGUAUAUCAAAUUAAUAGAGAUAUAUAUCCAAACAAAAGUAAUAUUAACACAUUAAUAUGUGUCGGUACAGCUAAUAUUAAUGAUAGAGUUUCAGAGCCAUCUUCUGGUCAUAUUUAUAUUUUUUUUGCAAAAAAAAAAGCAAACUUAUUUGAAAUUAAGCAUAUAUAUACACACAAUGUUAAUGUUGGUGGUAUUACACACCUCAAACAAUUUUAUGAUAAGUUAAUUACGACAAUCAACAAUACGGUGGUCAUAUUAGAUAUUAGCGAAUUCCUCAUUAAUUUAGACAAAUACGUAGAUAAUACAAACAAGCCAGUGAAACUCGAAAAUGAUGGUACGAUUGUGGAUGUAGCAUCCUUUACACCCAGUUCCUGGAUCAUGAGUCUUGACGUGAUAGAAAAUUAUAUUGUGGUUGGAGAUAUAAUGACAUCUGUAACUAUACUAUCCUAUGACUUUAACAAUUCAAUUCUAACUGAAGUUUGUAGAGACUAUUCCAAUGUGUGGUGCACGUUCGUUUGCGCACUGUCAAAAAGUCACUUUUUAGUGUCUGACAUGGAAUCCAAUUUUCUUGUGUUUCAAAAGUCAAGCAUAAAAUAUAACGAUGAAGAUUCCUUUAAGUUAUCGAGAGUAGCAUUAUUCAACCAUGGACAUGUUGUCAAUAAGAUGCUCCCCGUUUCGUUAUCUAGUCUAAUUGAAGAAGAAGAACCACAAAAUGAGAUUUUACGAAAAAAAGAAAGUAUUUUAUGUGCAUCGAGCGAAGGAGCAAUUAGUUCAAUAAUACCAUUUUCAAAUUUGACAAAUUUCAAAAAAGCUUUAUGUAUUGAAAUAGCAUUGAAUGAUAGUUUAUCAUCUAUUGGAAAUAUAAAUGACAAUUCUAAUAAUACAUAUAAAAUGAAUUUGUCUGAAAAAUCAUGUAAAGGGGUUGUAGAUGGGGAUGUAUUUAAAAUGUUUUUUUCGAUGCCUUUUGAAAAGCAAUUUAAAGCAUAUAUUUAUGCAAAAUGGAUUGCAAAAAAAUUAAAUUGUAAAUUUGGAACCUUUGAAAAUUUUAUGUUAGACAUUGAAAAUUUGUGUAGCUUUUUAUGA